AUGGCAAUCGCAUCAUUGGGAAAGGGAACUAAGCUCGACGCUGCUGAGGUUCGAGCACUGGUCAAGGCGGCCGGUCUAUCAUUAUCCGACAGCGCAAUCGAAGACUGGCGUUCUCUCCUGGGUUCGCUGGAAGACUGUGCACAGCUCGUUUUUGAAGAGGACGACGGGCUGCCUAUUCCAGAUCCAGAUCGAUAUAUCAGGACCGAUAUUCACGUUCCAGAGGACAACAACAAAGGCGGCUGGGCGACACGAUGUACAGUUAAGAGCGCCGCUCCUACAAGCGCUUUGCUCGCCGGACGCACCGUGGCAGUGAAGGACAAUGUUGCCCUUGCAGGUGUCAGGUGUACCAAUGGUCUUCCGCCUGUCAACGGAGAAUGGAUUCCCACGUAUGAUGCCACUAUAGUAACCAGAGUACUGGACGCUGGCGCCACAAUCACAGGGAAAGCUGCCUGCGAGAAUGCAUGCAUGGAACCGAUCUCCAACACUUCGUACACCGGCGUCGUCCAUAAUCCGUUCGCGGAUGGCUAUACCUGUGGAGGUUCGAGUAGUGGAUCGGGACGAUUGGUCGCGAUUGGCGCUGCAGAUAUGGCUUUAGGAGGAGACCAGGGAGGGUAUGUAACAAUCACCUUCGGCCCGAGCACGCCGAAGGCUCUCCUGAAGGUAAUCCUGCGCCUAACGAAGGUGAUGUACAGGUCGAUUCGCAUUCCAGCCGCGUUCUGUGGCAUCGUCGGCCACAAGCCGACCUGGGGCCUGGUUCCCUACACGGGUAUUCUUGGACUCCAAUCCGUCAUCGACCACACUGGGCCGAUGACGGCUAACGUCCGCGACAACGCUCUUCUGCUCGAAGCCAUCGCCGGACCCGAUGGGAUCGACGACCGCCAGCCGCCGUUCAUGGCUCCGGAAACCUUGCGUUUCUCCAGCGCGCUGGACGAGUUCCUCUCCACCGGAGCCACCAAGCCGCGCGACCAACUCCUCAAAGGGUUCAAGGUUGGCGUGCUGAAGGAGGGCUUCGCCGCCAAACAGAUGGACCCGAACGUCGCGACAGCAUGCCGUUCGGCCAUCUCGGACCUCAAAGACAUGGGCGCCGAGGUCGUCGAGGUCUCGGUGCCGAACCACGAGCAAAUCUGCAUCAUAUGGUCGUGCGCCCUGCCCCUGCGCGGCGGUCGGGAAGCGCUCCUCGGCGACACCACAGGACGCAAACAGCUGGAGAUGACGGACCGCGGCGUCGUCGCCGCUCCUGCCACGGGGCCGAGUGAGAAGGCACUGCUUUCGCAAGAGUUCUUCGACGCCCUCGGCCCGGGGGCUCAAAACCUGUACAUGCGGUACCUGUACGUGAACAACAAAUACGGCGCCAGCUUGCACGCCAAAGCCACCAAUCUGCUGGCCAAAGCCACGCGCGACUACGACGCGGUGCUCGCGUCCGUCGACGUCUUGGUCAUGCCCACCGUGCCGAUGCCAGCGUUGCCGUUUCCCGGCGGUGGACCGGACACGAACCCCUCGGGGCGCUUUCAGGGCGGACCGCUCGAAAGUCUGUCGUAUCCGCUGGGCGUGCUCAGCAACACCGCCCAGUUCAAUUCGACCGGCCAUCCGGCCCUUUCCCUGCCUGUAGGAUUUGUGCCCGCAGCAGACAAUGCGGACGUCAAGUUGCCGGCCGGACUCCAGAUUGUCGGCAAACGCUUCGAGGAUCUGACAUGCUAUAAAGUGGCGGCGGCGUGGGAAGGGCAAAAGGACUGGAAGACCCUGCUGUUUGCGCAGUAG
This is a messenger RNA of Fonsecaea multimorphosa CBS 102226, 1758 nucleotides long. RefSeq lists its product as uncharacterized. Gene Ontology annotation, molecular function: catalytic activity. Bases 1 to 1758 code for a protein of 585 amino acids. Lineage: Eukaryota; Fungi; Ascomycota; Eurotiomycetes; Chaetothyriales; Herpotrichiellaceae. The transcript has 3 exons. The record is from RefSeq and is a predicted model, not a curated record.